AUGUCGUCGACGACGAUUGUCAUGGAGAUACCACGCAAGGUGUUCAAUGAUCCCAUCCACGGCACGAUGGAGUUACACCCUCUUCUCGUCAAAAUGAUAGACACGCCUCAAUUCCAGAGGCUGCGAUACAUCAAGCAGCUCGGAGGGGUCUACUUUGUUUACCCAGGAGCAUCCCACAACCGCUUUGAACACUGCAUUGGGGUGGCGCACUUGGCAGGAGAGCUUGCAAAAGCUCUGAAAACAAGGCAGCCAGAACUCAACAUCGAUGACAGAGACGUCCUUUGUGUGCAGAUUGCUGGUCUUUGCCAUGACCUGGGACAUGGGCCUUUUUCCCAUAGUUUUGAAACGUUCAUCCGCAAAGCACGUCCAGAAAUAAAUUGGAAGCAUGAGGUUGCCUCUGUUAGACUGUUUGACUACAUGGUGGAGAGUAAUAAACUGAAGGAGGAAAUGGAGUUGUAUGGCCUGCAGCUGCCCGAUGACGUGGAGUUCAUUAAAGAGUUGAUUACAGGAGAGGCACGUGUCUUUACACUUGAAGGCCGUCCAGAUAAGCCCUUCCUCUAUGAAAUCGUGGCCAACAAAAGAAAUGGCAUUGAUGUGGACAAGUUUGACUACCUUGCCAGGGACGCCUACCACCUGGGCAUCAAGAGCAGCUUUGACCAUCGCCGCUUCAUAAACUUUGCCAGGGUGUGCGAGGUGGACGGACGGAAUCAAAUCUGCAUGAGAGACAAGGAGGUGAACAAUAUGUACGACUUGUUCCACCUAAGAUACAGCCUCCACAGCAGAGCCUACCAGCACAAAGUGAACAACAUCAUUGAGAUUAUGAUCACAGAGGCCUUUUUAAAAGCAGACAAGCACAUCCAGAUUGAAGGCUCAGGAGGGCAGAUGUUCACUCUCUCCACAGCCAUAGACGACAUGAAGGCCUACACCAAGCUGACAGAUCAUGUUUAUGAAACAAUACUCAACUCUUCCCAACCGGAGCUGGCUGAUGCGAGGCGGAUCCUCAGAAAGAUCGUCAAUCGGAAUCACUACAGGUUCCUGGUUGAAACAAGGCCUACUACUUCCAUUGAGGUACGCUCUACUGUCGUUCGUGGUUGGGAACAGGAAUUGGCUGAAGCCCGAGACGGUCAGGAUGACGAUCAGGACUUCAGAUUGACAGCAGAGGACUUUAAAGUGGAUAUCGUUAAAAUGGACUAUGGGAUGAAAAACGAGAACCCCAUUGAUCAGGUGCGGUUCUACAGGAAGGACCAUCUCUCUAAUGUAUGCUGCUUUCAUUCUUGUCAGAGAUCCAUGUCACAGCCACAAUGCUUCUCUGAGCAGCUGAUCAGGAUUUACUGUAAGAGGACUGAUGAGUCCAGUGUGAACGCUGCCCGCAGGCACGCGGUCAAGUGGUGCCGAGCAAAAGGCUGGCCAAUUCUAAAUAAUCCUCAGGGGAACCCACAGUAAGACCGGAGCCCAACCACUGGAGACAAAUAUCCAAAACAAUGAACGA
Anoplopoma fimbria (sablefish) is the source of this 1489-nucleotide messenger RNA. RefSeq names its product deoxynucleoside triphosphate triphosphohydrolase SAMHD1-like. Gene Ontology annotation, cellular component: nucleus. Gene Ontology annotation, molecular function: dGTPase activity. The record is from RefSeq and is a predicted model, not a curated record. NCBI's taxonomy places the organism in Eukaryota, Metazoa, Chordata, Actinopteri, Perciformes, Anoplopomatidae. Gene Ontology annotation, biological process: regulation of innate immune response; defense response to virus; dGTP catabolic process.